Molecule: messenger RNA, 2283 nt
Organism: Trypanosoma cruzi
Lineage: Eukaryota; Euglenozoa; Kinetoplastea; Trypanosomatida; Trypanosomatidae
Product: plectin-like protein, putative
Exons: 1
Coding region: 1-2283 (760 amino acids)
Source: RefSeq, a predicted model, not a curated record
AUGUUAGAGCAGCGCAUCAUAUCCGUGGAGCGGCGCUCUGCUGCGAUGGAGCGCGCCAUCAUUGCUGCAAUGGAGGAGGUGGAUGAAUUGCGCUCAUUAUUCUUGACACGUAUAGAUGGCAUUCAACGUGUCGACGCCUUGGAAAACACGGCAAAGGAAGGUCGGGACGCCACCCCCGCGAAGAGCAAAAAAGGUGACCUGGCGAGUGUCCCAAAGAAGCCGCGUGUCGGCGCAGUGGGCGAGAGAAAAGAAAAAGGGAAAAGUGGCAGGGGAGGGGAGUGGUACAACACCCCCUGCAGUGAGCUGACGCUGCGCCACCUGGAAGAGGUGAUGCAAUUAGCAACCGAGGCAAUUGCGGCAUCGGCAGCGCAGAAGGAGAAGUCACAUCUGCAUGAGGUGCGGCAGAGUGCCCUCGAGAAGGAGGUGGAGGCGCUGCACUCUCAGCUGGAGAGGCGCACUCAAGGUGUGGAGCAACACACCUCGCAGCAGGUGCAGGAGAUGGAAAUGAAACUACGCAAAUUGGAGACCAAAAUGCAGCGGCAACGCGAAGAAUUGAUAGAUGAAGUCCUGAAGCGCCUUCAUGGAUUUCGUGAAGCAUCGCCACUGGAAGGGGGCGGCGGCGAGGAGCUUAUUCAGAGGCUACAGGAGCGUGUUUCUCAGCUUGAGCUGAAGCAGGAGGCGCUACGGAGCCUCGUUGCCACAGAACUUGAUGCAGUGAUGGAGGACCGCGUUAAGAGUAUUGCUGAAUCGCACCUCCAGCAACUCCUACGUGAACAGCAGCAACAGCAGCAGUGGUUGAAGGGUGGCAGCACUGUGAACACGAGCACACAAGAAACGACAGCUAAAAACGGUGUUGCCUCUGCUGCUGCCAUUGACCCAUCGCCUGCCGCUGCCGGACCGCUGGAUUUUCGCAGCCUUCGCCUCGACGUCGAUGUGCUUCGUCAGGACCUUGUCCGCUGUAUCGUGGAGAUUGAAAAAGUCAUGGAUCAGCAGCAACGCCUGGGGGUUCGUGUGCACAGCUGCGUGAGCACCGUGCAACGACACCAAACCGACAUUGACGGGCUCUCGGAUCAGCAGAAAACGCUGAUUCAGUCUCACAUGGCGCGCCUUGAGACUCAGCAGGCCACAGCAACUGCGCGGCAGGAAAAACAUUUGGCCGCGGAGCUGGAUGUGCUGCACGCGAAGGUUCUGUCGGAAGUGCGACGCGUCCAUGAGCAGCAGACCGACAUGAUUGUGCGAUCCGAGCAUCAGCGACUGGAUGAUUUGGCGGCGGCGCAGGAGAGGCUGCGGGAUGAAUUGCGCGUUGCCGUUGAAAAGCAGCGCGAGGAGGUGAGGAUGGCCAUCGAGCAGGUUUCAGAGACCGGGCGGCGGUUGGAGCGUGAAUUGGCGUCCCAACUGCGAGGUGAGACAGCGCGGCAAAUUGACGCGGCACGGCAGGCUCAGGAAGUUUCCACAGAUGAAACACAACGGCUUCUGCAGGACACACAGGAGGAACUCCGACGAAUGCAGAACAAUCUGAAGGACAGCGCCGUGCUGAUGCAAGAGCGAAGCCGACGGUUUGAGGAGUCGAUGGAAAAUCGGCUCAAUAACGAGGCUCGCCGGAUUAAGACGUUUACGAAUGACGCAACGUUGCGACUACAGAAGCAAGUAGAGGAUGAGGUGCGGCGCCUUGUGCAUAUCACCGAGCAAGAGUCUUUGUCAUCUAUGCAGCAUGAAAUGCAGCGUGUCAAUGUCGCUCUGCAGGCCCUGGAAGAGGAGCAGCGGGCGCUCCGUGAAGGGUUGCUCACGCUAUCGGCACCCUCCAGAACGAUGGCAAGCCUAGAUCACCGCAUGAAUGUGUUGCAGGAGGAUGUUAGGAGUGUGUUUGCCCAAAUUGAGCAUGUGCAGGAUAUUGGAGCGCCUGGGCUAACGAAGCACGUGCUUGCCAAGCAGCAGCGAAUGCUGCAGGAUGAUAUAUUAGAAGUGAAAUCGAGAUUGCGUCGCUGCGAGGAGUGCUGUGGCUACACAAAUGUUGUGCCACAGACGCAGGAGAUGGAACUGUCACAGACCUUGAGUGGCAAGGCGUUUCCCCACAUUACCGUGACGCAGCCGACCAAAUUGACGACGGAAUCAUUAACGCCGGGGAAACCAACUUUGGGGCAGGCGAGUGAUGUCGCUGCAGGGGUCGUUCAAAGCCCAGGUGUGCCUUACGGGCUUAAUCAAGGCAAACUGAUCAAGGGUACAUCAGAGAUAAACCCCUUCAGCAGCACGUUUUAUGAUCCUCUUGCUGGUGUCUUUGACUGA